Molecule: messenger RNA, 3533 nt
Organism: Rhagoletis pomonella (apple maggot)
Lineage: Eukaryota; Metazoa; Arthropoda; Insecta; Diptera; Tephritidae
Exons: 8
Coding region: 312-2174 (620 amino acids)
Source: RefSeq, a predicted model, not a curated record
GAAAAUUUAAUGUAUUGCAUUGAAAUAAUUAUUAAUUGUAAUUUGCAAACCGAAAAAUUAAGAAACAAUUAGUGGGAAAGUUGAACCAGUAGCAAGAGCUCAACUGGAAAGUGGGUGGGAUUGUGCAAAGGGGCCGACAGCGUUGUGCAGAGAAAAAAUCGCAUUUUUCAUAAAGUGAUUGUCACUAGCGUUGGCGUUAGCGACUACGGACAAAUGCAAAACAAACGUGGAAAUAAAUAAUAAAACAAAAGUUUCGCCAGUGCAACAGAAUAAGUUAUUCCAUAGUAAGCUAAGCAAGUUUGUAAGCGGACAUGCCGAACCGAAGACAAUGUGGUUACAUGGGAUUGCUGAUUUCACUUCUACUGGGAACAUUGACCACAGUGGCAGCUUAUUAUGUCGAAGUUAAGAGCACCGGUUCAUCCGUCAUUGGUGGCACGGUGAAUUUCAGUGCUGUGUUAUACGAAGAUGGGCAAGUGGCGAGCAAAGGGGAUUACCAGUUUAAUUGGGAAGAUAAUACACCUGCCGCAAAUCUUGUGCAACUGAACAGCCAGAAUCCCUACAGCAAUUGGUCCAUAACAUAUCCGAUGAACACAACAAAACCCGGGGAUUAUCGGGCAACCGUAAAGGUUGACAAAAACUAUGUUUUCUGGAUAAAUAUAGCCACCAAUCAUGUGGAUUUCAAACUGGACGAAUCGCUGGGCGGCGAACUGCGGCUACUGCAAAACGCUACCAAGCGCAAAAACAAUUUUGUAUCCAUAGCGAAGCCAGUCAACCACACGGUGCAAUUACGGCCAAACGAUGCAAAAUUUCUCGCCGAUAAGGCCUAUGAAGUGCAAACGUAUUGGUUCCGAAACUGCACUUAUAUAGGCGUGGUUAAUGGACUGGAUUAUGUGGCGCAGUACACUGAACCGGAGGAGAGUUAUAAAAUUGAGGCAUUGGUCGUGGCAACUUUUGAAAAACCGCCUGAACCAACAACUACCACAACAACCACUACGACUACGACGACUACCACAACAACUACACCAAAACCUACAACGACAACACCUACAACAACCACUAGCAGCAGCACCACCACUACAUUGAAGCCCAACACCAGUACAACAACACCCAAAGUGCCACCGGCAAACUCAAAUUCAACAGCAACAACUCCGACGUCUACGCAUCGUCGUCGACGCGGUGCAGCCUCGCCAAUAUCAUUAACGUCGCUUGUUGCAAAUAAACCAUUAGCGGCCAAUCCAACAGUGCAGCAUACUGCAGCCGCACCACUUAAUGCGAGUAUUCCGGUGAAUGGAUCCACCAUCGCUACAAAUAACACAUCAGCGUCUAAAAAGAUUGCAUUGCCCAUACUUAUGUCACCACUGUCGAUGGACGAAGAACCGCCCUAUAACUGUGCCACUGAGCAGUUUUUACAGAGAGAUCCUAAAAAGCUAUAUGGCCUAUUCAAGCACUAUGUCUACACAAAAGCACCCGUAUCCGACUUCAAGGCUAAUGGUCAAAAUUGGCUACAACGUGGUGAUAUGCUGCGCCUUCAAGUAAAUUGUAAAGGCUCUGCUUCGCUGGAAAUGUGUAUUCAGGUGUUCAAUGCGCCUUAUAACGCCACCGGCAAUGAGACUUGUCGCUACUAUUUCCCGCUGGAUAAAUGCGAAUAUAAUUAUACACGUUUUUUCCUUGAGAGCAAAACAGUUCUAUUUUUCCUACGCAAUGAAGUCUCUGAGAAGUUGAAUCAGGUCACCAUCAACAUUUACGAAGCAAAAGUGCAAUCACAAUUGUCCGUGGUGGUGGUGCCUGUGUCAUUCACUUUGAUCGCUGUAAUAUUAAUAGUUUUCGGAGUUUCUUACUACAUACAAUCACGAAAUCGCUUCACAGUAGAGGUAGCCGAUUUCAAUUUUGGAGAAACGCAAUCUCUCGAUAUGGAGUAUAAAACGUUUCAGCAACGACUCGUCGACAGCAUACGCGAAGUGUGGCCAUGGCGGCGACGUUAUAGCGAAUUCGGCUCUGACAUGGAUCCAGAACUAGAUCACAAUGGAGGUAUUGGUGGCACAUUUGAUAAUAGCGAGCAGCAUGCUGCUAUCGUUGAAAGUGGAGAAAAUGAAAGAAAUGCUACAACAACAACAAGCGCCGCCAAUGGCAAUGCAACUAUCGAUAGCAAUCUCAGAUAUAAUUCGAUGACUUAAAGAUAAAAUAAUGAAAUAGUGAUUUAUUUUUUUCUUAAAAUUUUUAAAAAAGUUUGAAUUUCGAUCGCAAUUUGUAUGUUAAGUAUUUGUAGCAAGCAGAAAGCGGUAAAAGAAUAACUUUUGCGGCGAAGAUUGUUGCAAUUUAACUAACAGGAAUAAAAUAACGAAUGAAGAUUUUUUUUUCUUUUUAAAAAAUGUAAAUGUACGUACUACAUACAUAUCUGAAAUUUAUUAUUUUUUUUUUUGCUAAUUGCUAUAUAUUUUUUGCAACUAUUUCAUAAGCUGUAACACGAAGUUCUCAGUUUUUUUUUAACAAAUCCGCAGAAGUUCGUGUUUCAAACACUCUUUAUUUGUAUUUUGUGAUUACAUAUUUAUAUUUACAUAUUCUCACACUAUUUAUACGAUUUUUUUUUUGUUAUUUUUGCUAGUAUUUAUCAGUAUAUGUAGUUUGUAUAUACAUUUAUUAACCGUUUAUUAUACGAACAUCCCUUUACACCUACAACUUUAUUGUAUUACUUAUUAUAAUUGUUAUUAUAACAUACGACUAUGCACAUAAAACAUCAAUUUCAUUGAAAACUUAAAAUAUAAAAACCAAAAAUUAAAAACGAAAGAUGAGCAAAAAUUCAAUUUCCGUAUUUGCCAAAUUUGUCCAAUCAAUUCAAAAUGCUUUGCAAAUUUUAUUGCAAGCAUGGCAUGGCUCUUUUAUACAAAUAACAGUUUUUUUAAUGCCUUACUUGCUGUAAGACUGCAACAUUUUUUGAAAGAAAAAUAAAGUGAACAAGUUAAGCCUAUAUUAGUGGUGAAAAAAUGUGCAUAGAACAGUAAAACUGCCUAUUUCAGGCAAACAGUGUAUGACCACUUUAUAAGCGAGUUUGCAUCUGUCGAAACAGGUAAAUGUCUAAAGUUAUCGAUAUCCAGCUAAUGAGGUACUCAUUGGAAAUUGCAUCAUCGAUAAUGCGUACAAUAUUUUUCCAUUGCACAUUUUUACUACAGUUUACUAAACAAUUUCGCUUUGUGGUAUUCGUUUGUGAUAAUAAGUGAGAGAAAAUUAUGAAAAUAUUCAAAUAUGCUUUAUAAAUACCACUUUCUAUGCAAGGAAGUGCACACACAAAUGCAUCACACAAAUAUCACACAUAUACAUACCUACAUACACACCUAUUUAGACUAGAGCAAAGUCAGUUAUAUGGUAAUAGAAAAAAAUAAUAAUUUUAAAUAUGUAUAUAUUUUUACAAAUCUGUCCCUGUCUUAUCUUUAUGAUAUACACACGACAAGAUCCUCGAACACAUACAUACACACAUGCAUUGCAUUACAAAUGCAACGAUUACUAAAUUCGAUUUUGUUACCACACAAAAAAAAAAA